This is a messenger RNA of Rhododendron vialii, 1028 nucleotides long. Its product is annotated as cysteine-rich repeat secretory protein 38-like. The coding region runs from base 39 to 1013 and encodes 324 amino acids. The record is from RefSeq and is a predicted model, not a curated record. Lineage: Eukaryota; Viridiplantae; Streptophyta; Magnoliopsida; Ericales; Ericaceae. The transcript has 2 exons.
UGAACUUCCAAACCUUAAAAAACAAAAAAAAACAAAAAAUGUUAUUCCUACUCCUCGCUUCUCUCUUCUUCCAUACUUGCCUCCACUCAACCUCCGCCUACGAAGACCCCCGCUUCACUCUUUGCACCCCCACCACCCCCACUUACACCCCCAAUUCCACCUUCUCCGCCACUCUCACAACCGCCCUCACCACUCUACAAACCACCACUGCCGCCACCGGCUUUGCCACCACCACCGCCACCAACCCCACCACCAACUCCUCCGUCACCGCCCUCGCCCUCUGCCGCUCCAGCACCUCCCCACCCGACUGCCAAACCUGCGUCGCCGCAGCUGCCUUAGGUAUUCGCCGCGAAUGUCCAAAUAACACGGCGGCGCAAGUCUGGUACACUUACUGCAUGCUCCGAUACUCCCCUAUCAACUUUGUAAACCAAUCAGACACCUCCAUCACAUUCAGUAUAUACGACACACGCGACGCGCCGGAUGAAUCCUCGUACGAUCUCAAGGUCAAUUUGUUAAUCAAGAACCUUUCGUACGCCGCUGGUGCGUCGGAUAACAGAUCCGCCGUGGGGAGGACUGUGCUGGUCGGGAGUCUAAACAUCUACGGGUACGUGGAUUGCACCCGAGAUAUCGAUGGUGGAGAUUGCACCACGUGUUUGUUAGCGGCUAUUGAUUGGAUUCCGUCGUGUUGUCUUGGGAAGUGGGCCGGGUGGAUAGCCACUCCCACAUGUAACAUUCAGUUCAAUAUGGACCCCAUCCAUGAGGACUGGAUUAAUAAUCCACAAGAAAUUGACACGGAUAUUUUGUCGCCGGCGCCGGAGGUGGGGCCGGCGGCAGAUGAGGGUGGUUUGGGUGGCGGCGGAGGAGGCGGGAAGGAGAGGAGUGUGGUGGUGGGGGUGGGGGUGUCAUUUGUGGGAAUAGUGGGGAUGGUGGGACUAAUUUGGUGGAGGUGGAGGGGGAGGGAGGGAAGAAUGGGGAGGAAAGGCGAUGGUGGGACUAAUUUGGACACAUUAUGAAAGAAAUGAUUAGAU